Trichophyton benhamiae CBS 112371 is the source of this 789-nucleotide messenger RNA. RefSeq lists its product as uncharacterized. The coding region runs from base 1 to 789 and encodes 262 amino acids. The transcript has 4 exons. NCBI's taxonomy places the organism in Eukaryota, Fungi, Ascomycota, Eurotiomycetes, Onygenales, Arthrodermataceae. The record is from RefSeq and is a predicted model, not a curated record.
AUGGGCCCUCCUCCACCAGCAAAGGCCGCGGACGCCAACACAAUAGCCGACCACUCAAGUAUAUCAACAGCCAGCUCCCCGGCUUUGAUAGGCAUUCCAAGUGUAUCGUCGACUAACUCUGCGCCUCUUGUAAAACCCGAAAAUGCCUCUAACAAGUCUGUUCCUACUGUUCCUGCGGCGCAACAUGAAAGCCCGGAAGAACGUGUGGCUCGAUUCCUAAAAUUCGUGAAGAAUAGUACCCCGGAGGAAAUCUCAGCAAUGGCACGGAAGUGUGGGCCACGAGGCGGCGAACCAAUCCCCUUCGACACGGACGAGGACGCCCCCUAUCACACGGACGAGAAGGAUAGCGACAAGCCAAAGGCCUAUCAGCAGAGACAAAAUGAGGGUGUCUCUGGUAACUUAGGAUUAUGGAAACUUGAUGCGUCGUCAGAUACCCUUUUCUUCAAGAAGCAAUGCACCAUUGUAUCCUCCAACUUUGUGAUGAGAACUCCUUUCUUUGUCUAUUUCGGUAUGAACACCUACCAGAGAUAUAUACCCGAUAAUCAACUAAAGGUUGAUAGAAUGAAACACAACGGCCACAAUAAGUCCAACGGAAGACUUAUAUGGCAGCCCUCUCGACGCCAGUUGUCGUGGAGCCAGUACCUCCAUAACGAAACCACCAAGAAAGAUCAAAUUUACGAAUUAUCCGUCGACUUUUCUAACCCUUCUAGAGACGAAGGGGCUUUCUACAUCUACCCGGAGUCAUUUCGAAGAGUUCUGCAAAAAGGGAGACCGGGCUGCUCAGUAUAA